UGAUUAGCUAACCUAAAGCGUUUCUGUUUGCCGCGUUGAAAUGCCUUAAAAUCACCCCAAGAUAAGGUAUUUGCGGCGCUUCUGUCCUCUUCAAAAUAUGUAAAAGACCGUAAACAGUGCUAUUUUCACUCAUGUUGGACAGGGUUGAGAAAUUUAAUUCGUUAGUAAACAUUGGAAAUGCGGACCGUCGUCUCCGAGACCCUCCUGCUUCUGUGUCGGGCCUUUUCCUCGCAUUCAAAGGACAGCUCGGGGAAGCAGCCGGGAGCUGCACAUAUAAAUAACCGCGUUCAGACAGARGGACGCUGCAGCGCGAGUGUGUGGAGCCCUGGGUUUUAUCAGCUGAAGAUGGACGUUCACUUCACGGUGUAAAACUGCAUCACUGGGACCUGUGAGAAGCUGCUGCCAGAUGACCGGUGGAUGUCACCAUGAAGCCUGUCAGCUAUCAAAGCGUGCCGUCAUCUGUGAACGGCGGAUAUCCAAGGUUGUCGUUGGAGCAUCCUUUAAGCACCCAGAAGGUGAUGUACUGUGAGAAGUGCGGAUUUGCUUCUAUGAACACAGUCGAGUUCAAGAAGCACAUGGUGGAGCACACCGGGACCAGGUUUGUUUGCUUCUAUUGCAACAGCGUUGCGUUCAGCGAGGCAGAAUUGAACGAACACAUGAAGCAGCACACUUCAAAGUACCCGUUCAGCUGCCCUCACUGCGGACAGGGCUACAUGAGGAGGCUGUGCCUUAUGAAGCACAUCGACCGCUUGCAUAGUAAAAACACCAGUCAAGGACCUGCUAAGCCUGGCGYGACAAAAAGUCCGCUUGUCCCCGUCUCCACUGCCCUAACAGGCGCAGCCACCGCCGGUCCGGCUCCCCCUCGACCUGUCGUACGGGUGACCGUACCUCCUCCCAUCGCACCUGCCGUCAGGAUGGUGAAAGACGAACAGAUAGGAAAAACACUGAACGCAAACGUACCAAAUGCUGCUAAUGGUAACGUCGAACGUUUGUCUCAUCUGAACGGACUCAUCCAGCACAACAGGGCUUUAACGGUUUCUCUGCCGGAGGAAGUAAGCAUCCCUGCCGGCUGCUUGGUGGAGCUCGUUGAGGUGAAAACCGUCAACGGGACCAAGGAGCUCAAACUGAGGCUCAUCUCGCAACAAGAAAACGAGUCCGUGAUAAAGGAUGCGAAAGCAGCAGCUCCACAAAACGCUUGCUCGGGAAAGCCGUCGCCCUCCACUUUACACCAAGCUAACGCGGCGAGGUCUUCCGGCGUGGACGUGUGCGCCGUCAGCAGGAAACCAAGCGAAACCAAGUCUGUAAAUGUGGAGCGUCCGGCCGCCGUGCCCGUAAAGAUUUCUAACAGCCUUCCAAAUGUAGCAGACAAAGAAAAGCGGGCUGUGAAAAGAGCAUCACCGGAAAUAAUYAACUUGGACUGCAGCCCAGCCAAGGUUUUCAAAAGCGUCCUCGGUCCCGUCCGGGAAGGGAACGGUGUGAUCCGGCUGCAGGUGGCGCCCGCGAACCACGUUGCUUCUUCUCCCGCCGUCUUCUCGAGCAGCGUCGCGAGCAGGCCGAACGUCGCCGUUCGGUCACCCGUUACGCAGAGGGCGAUGGAUGAGAGGAAAAAUGCAACUGCGGAACACUCCAAGACCGUCCCGCCGAGGAGGCCGUCCGAGACGAGCAACGUUCCAGAAGUAUCGGGAUCUCUGAAGGUAGAACCAGACCUGAUCUGCGUCAAGACCAUCAUUGCCCCAAAAGAAGUGAGAGGGUCCGGGUGCUUAAACCCACAAACGACGCAGGCUUUUAGUCCACUGAAGGGUCUUGUAACUACAGCUGCCCAAGUGAGACCUCCAGCCAUGUUCGUCAAUAAAUGUAAUUUGGCAAAUCAGACCUUUCUACCACCAAGAACUCUAAUGAAUCCCUUAUCAAUAAAAGCACCCAGUCUUCCUAAUCACAUCAAUUCAAAAGUAUCUACUUCUUGUACCCAAGGUGUGCGGUUUAAUGAAAGCAAAACAAAAGCAGCAAACGCAGGAGAUGUGUCAAAACCUGAGAGUUUUCCCGUCAUCUCCUCUGUGUUUUCAUUAAGUGAGCAGCCAGAGGUAAACCAAAGCUCCAUUCAGCCACUGGUAAUGGCUUUAAGAGGCAUAGUGAUGGAUAAAACACACAGUCCUGAAACAACAAGGCAAGAUCAACUCCACGUUAAAAUAAAUAACGACACGGAGCAAAGGUGCAAGGCGCCGGCGUCAGGACACUCCAUUCAGGUCUCUGCAAAAAACGUAUCCUUCACUCGGGAAGCGCCGCCGACAUGGCAGGCCAGCGAGUGUGUCAAAGUGGAGGAGCCGGACCUUCUGCCGCCGUCCGCACCGACCCAAGACGACGUCCACGUCAAGGAGGAGAAAGACGCCACUAAAACAAAGCACGAUAACAGCUGCAGUGAAAGWGCCACUUCGAAUUCUUCCCCGUGUUCGGAAUCUAAAAUCGCUCCACAAGCAGAGGCAGCGCCAGCGCCGACUGUCCAUCCUCCUCCGCAGACGGCCGACGACGACGACAACGACGUCUCCUCAAAAUUCUUGACAAUCUCUCUGAGACGGGUGCAGGUCGGCGUGUGGAAAAAGAGCAAGAAAGGACCGAAACCCGGGUAUAAGCGUCGGGUCCCCAGCCUCAGCGGUUGCGCAGUUAUUUACCCCAUGCCCCUGAAGGAGGACCAGCUGGUGAAGCGACCCGGUCCGAACCAGCCGGUGGUGGUGCUCAAUCACCCGAGCCCCCGGGUUUCCGCCCAGAGAGAGAGCGCGGACUCGUUUGCGGACGCGGGAGCCUCGGACACGGCUCCGAAGUGCCAAAUUUUAAAAAUGAGGCUCGGCAAAGUGAUGGGACAGAAGUACGAGGUGAUGGGCUGCACAGUGGGAGUUUCCCCAUGAAUGUAGAUUUCAUCUGGAAACACGAGUGUACAUUUGGGACAAGAUAAAUAUCACAAACCGUCAAAAAGARUACAAAAUGUUAAGGUAAAUAUUUUCUUAAAGGGAUCCCAAGAUUAAAAAAACUGACACAAAAAAAAAAAAAGAACAAUGUUUAUGUAUGUGGAAUAUCCAAGUGCAAUGUCGUUUGCUUUAAUCCCAAGUCUUUGUAGAUUUCAUACAGUAAUACUCUGAAUGUAAGUACAGGUUCAAAAGUCUGAGAAAUCAUAAAGUAUUAAUGCAUGAAUUUUAUUUUAAAAGAUCGACCUUUUCAGUUGUGCCACAAGAAUUCAUCUUGAACAUUAGCACACUAAAUGAGGGGAACAGAACCACAGAUUGUGUCCCCCUACCACCCCCACCCUACACACACACACAGCUCAUGCAGCAUAAAAGUGAAAUAAUUAAUCAGAUCACGAGGAAACUAAGUCUGCCUUAAGUUACCUCAAAAAGUACCUCGUCGUUUAUGGUGUGUGUGUGUUUUUUUUGUUCACACACUCAUAGGUGUGGCAUCUUACCUUACAAGUUUUUAUUUCCAUAAAGGCAACAUUUCAGCUCUAAUGACCCUGUAACUGUCCAACCCAUUAUUGUGCAAAUAGUAUCACUGCAGCAAAAAGAUCCCCAUAGUGUUGCAUUCAGGCACUCUAAAAGCCUCAAUAUUCUGGGAUAUUUUCUGAUAAGUUGUGUUUUCAGAAUGUUGUCACACUGAAUGAAAGGUGUGAAUAGUGGAGUUUAAAUCCUGUAUGUUUGUUGUUUAUCCUGUGUUUUUAUUUUUUUCAUCCUGUCUGAGUAUUUAUGCAUCACUGAGUAACUGAAGGUAUUUGUCUGAAAUGCAAGGGGAAAUCCACAGCUGUAUUUUAAACUUGAGUGUUACAGAAUGUACUGAUAUUUACUAUUUCUCUGUCCAGUCUUGGUGACGUGAACAGUUUGGAUGUUGCCACUUAAUGAGAAUCGUUAACGUUCGCUGCGAGGCCACGGGCAAAAGUAAACAUGCAGACUGAGUGACGGCGUUUAUACAGGGCGGAGAAAUUUGAACAGAAAUGCGGUUUUAUGCUUGAAACUCUAAAUUUAAAAAUCAUAAUCAUCAUACAUUUGUUUUUAUUUUGCAGUCUUGUGUGACUUACUGUAAAUGUUUAUUUUUUAUCCAUAUUGAUGUGUUUUUACUCAACAGGCAUUUUCACUUAUUUGACUUUAUCAAGAAGACGUUUUUGUUUUUCUGCUCACUUCAAUUUGGUUUGAUGUUUUGCUUUGAGAAGCGUCACAGACUGGUUUAUUGUAUUUUUUCUGCCACAGUGAUGCCCCAUGUGGUGAUUUGAGAAUUAAAAACCGGUUGUAUAUUUUCUAAAAGAUCUACGCUGACAUUACCGUUUGACCUGUUACUUUGCAGCUCUCUGUUCUGUGGAAGACACUUGAUUUCUGUGUUUUUUUAUUUGUAAUAUAAUCUUAAAAAGGUGCUAGACCUAUGAUUAAAAUUGUAGGUUUUAGUUGCCCACAGUCUUUAUGUACUCCUCUUGGUCAAGUCCAGAUUUUAUUGUAAAUAUGCCUAUAAAUAUAACAAUUUCUUUACACGGCAGUAUCUGAAGCUGCUGUGCAGUGUGUUACAUAUUUUAGUGUUUCCAUAUUUUAUCUUGUUUUUAAGUCACCGCUUACUUUUGUAAGUCAUCUAGUCAAUGAUGCUUUUUGGUUUUAAUACAUCUUCAGUGUUUAUUAUUGUGUUCCAUGCUUUUAUAACAAUUGUGUAACUCAACCUUUUCUAUUAAAAACAAGAUAAAUACA
Austrofundulus limnaeus is the source of this 4709-nucleotide messenger RNA. RefSeq names its product zinc finger protein 518B (gene znf518b). The record is from RefSeq and is a predicted model, not a curated record. The transcript is spliced from 2 exons. Bases 426 to 2900 code for a protein of 824 amino acids. NCBI's taxonomy places the organism in Eukaryota, Metazoa, Chordata, Actinopteri, Cyprinodontiformes, Rivulidae.